AUGGGUUCGUCUUCGUCGUCGCUUAAUAAGUCUCCGUUUAGAACAACAGACAGUAUGGUAACACAAGAAUCUCCCUCGAAAGAUAAUUCAGCUCCGAUCAUGACUGUAAAGCCGGGGAAAAACGACGGCGUUUCGAUCAUAUCUAAGUCGCUGCGAUCGUCUCCUUCUGCUAAGAACUUCGAAUCGCCAAGAAAGAGUACAACUUCGAUUCCGACGAAUUCUCCGGCGAACAAUUAUCAUCAAACCUCUGUCAAAUCUCGGUGGUCGUUUUCGUCGUCUAAGAAAAGCUUCGGAAGCAAAGAUGAAACCUUUUUCGAUUCGCAGCCAUGGCUACAAUCCGACUCUGACGAUGACUUCCACAGCGUUACUGGCGAAUUUACUCCGUCGCGUGGAACCACUCCAAAGACAAGUUUCUCAGACAGGUCUCCACGUGUCCACGACCUUAUAUUCCAAGAGAUGAAGCCUGCUCGAGGCUCGUCUUCUCCACUGCCUCCAAAGCCGAGGAGGAAGAAGCUUGGUGAGCUUUUCAGAGACAGUAUUAGAGAAGAAAGAGAAGAGAGCGGUUCGUCGUCGACUGUUAGCACUCCUUAUCUCUCCGGUGCUAACUCCGGCGAAUUCAACAAUCCGGCCAUUGAAGAGAAGAAGAAGUCUAACUGGCAGCAUCAUCGUUGUCUUCCUGGUUUCUCUUCUUGUGGUGGAAGUUUCAUGGAGAGGAGGAAGAAGAUGAGCUCUGAAACGGCGGUUGUUGCUGCUGUGAAAUGA
This is a messenger RNA of Microthlaspi erraticum, 762 nucleotides long. NCBI's taxonomy places the organism in Eukaryota, Viridiplantae, Streptophyta, Magnoliopsida, Brassicales, Brassicaceae. The record is from the annotation of a GenBank genome assembly.